AUGGCAUCCGAUGUGUCCAACAAUAAGAAGCGUCCGCUGAGUAUCAGUUCGGUCUCCUCUUCGUCCACCUCUUCGUGCUCUUCGCUCACCAGAAAUGGAAGUCUCGGUAUGGCCGACACGAAGAAGUCUUAUUUGGCGAGUAUUGAGAGCUUAGACGACGCGGACGACACCGACGACGACUCUCUUGGCAUCAUUCGUAUGAUUAGAGCCAAAGUUAACGAUCCUCUGCCUCUUAGCCCUUCUUCCCUCUCAACGUUCAGUUUUAAACUAUUCCUUAAACGGAGUGAAUUUGUUUCGGUUUUGUAUGACUCGUGCCAUCGGUUAGGGGCCAGACAUAGAGUUGGAGACGACAAACGUCUGGGUUAUUUGCAACACAUGAAGACAUUCGAUGAGUCGAAGAUCACCGCCGAAGAGAUACUAAAUCUAUUUAGUAAUAUAGAAGACAUCUAUUUAUUUAAUUCGGAUUUUUUAAGUCAAUUAGAAGAAUGUGGUCUAAACCCAGUGUCAAUCGCCAACUGUUUUAUCACCAAGAGUUUGGGUUUUGAUAUAUACACACACUAUUGUACAAACUAUCCCCGAACUGUGUCCUUAUUAACAGAAAUGAUGCGAAACACAGAUAGGGCUGAGAUAUUUAGGGAAAGGCAGCUCUCCUUAAAACAUAGUCUUCCUUUGGGUUCAUACCUAUUAAAGCCCGUCCAGAGAAUAUUGAAAUAUCAUCUACUGCUACAGAAUAUCGUGAAAUACACGGACAAAGAGACCAACGAUUACAUCGAUGUAAGGAACGCGUUAUCUGUGAUGACAAACAUUGCGAUCCAUAUAAACGAUAUGAAGCGGAAACACGAACACGCAGUCAGGGUUCAGGAGAUCCAGAGUUUGCUCUACAAUUGGCCCGGCCAGGACCUGACCACUUACGGCGACCUACAGUGCGAGGGAUCGUUUCGUAUGUUCGGUGCCAAAGGCUUUCGGCAUUUAUUCCUUUUCGACAGAAUGUUAUUAAUGACCAAAAAGAAAGACGACGGCUCUCUCAGCUUCAAGACUCAUAUUCUCUGUUCAAACUUAAUGCUAAUCGAGAGCAUUCAGGGCCAACCACUUUGCUUUCAUGCCAUUCCCUUCGAUCAGCCCAGAGCUCAGUACACAUUUCAAGCCCGAAAUCUGGAACACAAGAGGGAAUGGUGUCUACUCUUGAAGAGAGUUAUUCUGGAGAACUAUGACGUUGUGAUCCCCUCUCACGCCAAACAGAUUGUCAUGCAAUUGGGACAGACAGCCAAUGGUGGACACACUGACAGCCACAAGACACACACCAACAGUAAGCGGACACUCAGUGCUCCCGAAUAUCUGGAGCGCCGGAAACAGGAGAACCGACGCAAAUCGGAGGCCACUGUUAACCACAAUCUGAGCAAAGGAUUCAAACUGAGAAAAUCGCUGAAAAAGAUUCAUUAUAUGGACGGCCAUAACGGUUGGCGUCGUUCCCGGAGUUCCAGUUACGAUGAGAGCGCCCGCACUCACACACAUUGCAAUGACGGCGAACAAAGCGAACGGCGCUCUAGUCUCGGACCUAUCGAUUUGAACGCCUCUCAAACCGAUAUCUUAGUUGAGAAGUUGGAAAGCAGUAGUCCUUCCAAACCAGUGACAGGUAUGACAGGUGUUGGUACAGGAGCUCACAAUCAGCCAAAACUUGUUGAUCGAAGCGAACGCUCAACACAAGAACUAACGGAAGAGAAAACAGACAAUGAAUCUCUGAAUCAAAUCCAUGACUUGCAUAACAUACUGGAGUUAAGGCCACCGCCGCGUACAGUAACGGUAGGGCACCGGGAGAUGAAUGACAUGCACAACGAAAACGAAGCCGAAUACGUGACUUUCUAUAUAUCACCCAACAAUCGAUUGGAUUCGAGCGAAGACUCUAGUGUUCAAAUGUCUAACAGUUCCAGUACUCUAUACAACCGAACGAGUACUCCAUUGUCUUCGGGUUCGAGUGACCUAUCGAUGGCCUCAUCGUCACAAUCGGAAGACUCCAAAUAUGUAGUCCUUCCGGUCAAUGCACUCAUCAGUUAUUCACACCUUUCGAGUCCUAUCGUACGGCGCGUCCAAUCAUUCACUGGUAUGACUCGGAGUAAAGCUAUGUUACAGCACACCCUCUCAUUGCGACACUCGUUGGCUCCCGAUUUGCCGCCGACGCCACCCAAUAGACGAUUAGUUCAACGACCAAACACUUUAAAUCUUUGCAACUCUUCAUCCAUACGAUUGCCGUCGUGUAAUAGUUUAGAUGAGAUGAGUCCCACAGCGCCCGCCAUUUGGCUCAAGAGACAGGAACAGCAUUUUGCCGACGCCUGCAAAAAGGGCGGUUCACUUCCCAGAAGUUUUGAGACGACUUCGUUUGCGCCGACAAACGAAGACAACUGUCAAACGACACCAACCAAUCGAUUACGGAUGGGAACGCAUGGAGAACAGAGACCUUUCACUAUCGCAGCCGAUGGUCAUCCACUGAAUGGCGAGUACAUCGACACCGGUAUUGAGACAUAUAUCGACAUCGAUGGCAAUAAAUGCUUUAAAUCCAGUGACAGUCACGACGAUAUGAAGUGUUCCGACAAUUCGUCAUCAAUUAGUUUGGAGAAUAUGUCGGAUCAGUCAGUCCUACACCCGGAGCACAAGAUCUAUAAACACAGCGCUUCUAAAUAUAUCAAAUCCGUUAUAUUUAACGUGAGCUCCAAAUUAGUAUCUCUUCGUCGAUCGCCGACUGUUUCCGAUCAGUUGUGCGGAGACAGCGCUUCCAUUAUCUCUGGUGAGAGCGUCGACAGGUGUGAGUCGCCGGCAGUGCAACCGAAUCGGUGCCAAAACAACAACAAAGCGAAUGAAUCGUCGAAAUACGAAAUGAGUCCCAAACUAAUAACCGCUCGUUUUGUUCACACUUUAGCCAAAGUUUAUUCAAAUAUAAUUAAAAAUAAACUCAAGAAUUCAUCGAAAAUUGAAACCGAAAUGACUGCGAGUAAAGCGCUUUCAGAAAUUCCUAGUCCUGUGUUCGCCCGCAUAUCAGUGCCCAAAACGAGUUCGGCUGCGGCCGCGCGGUUGGCCGCCUAUAACCACUUUGAUUGCGAUGAAAAUGUGCCCAAACAUAGAUGUGGUCUUCAAAAACACUACUCUUUUCGACGGCCCGACAGUUUAGUGUCCGAUAUAUCAAAUUCCAGUGAAAGUAAUGAUAAAAACGAUACAUUAGAUGGAAAUGCGGACACUUUAGAUGACUUACCCUCCGAUGCCAGCGAUUCAUCACUCGAUAGCUUUUAUGAGCAAACGUUUGAAGCGAUUGAAAGUGUAUUGACUGAAGAGAUGUUUGGAGAGUCAGGUUUUUACAGUCAAAGUAGGGAUAACGACGACACAGACAUCUCAGGACUCAAUACUAUCGAUCAGUUUGCCGACGAUAGUGAGGACAACGCAUGUUAUACUCACUUGAAUUUAAUAACGAAUUUAAAUGACGAUAAAAAACAAAGUAUUUACAAAUCGAUAGAGGAGUUGUCGAAUGGUCUCAACUUAAACAUAUUGAGUGCUAAGCGAGUGAAGGGCGCUAUCAUUGAAAAACUUAAAAUUCUCGAACAAAAUUCUCGUUUCCAUAAAGACAAUAACGUCUGUGACUUCGAUGGCAUCAAAAGUAUUAAAGAAAGAGUGGAAGAGUUGGAGAACAAUAAGGAGAAGUGGAGUAACAAUAAGGAGAAUAUGGAUGAAAACGACGAGUCUUCAGAUGAGUCGCCAAAAGGUUCGCCAAAACCCAACUCCAAGGGUUGGGUCAAACACGUGAUCGGAAAGUUGCAAAAUGAUUAAUAUAUUGCCCGUAAACUAAAUGAAUUGUAUUUAUAAACAAAAAAUAUAAUUAACUAUUUUCUAACCGGAGAAACAAAACGUGAUUUUCAAUGUUAUUUAUUGUAAAAUCUUUUUUACAGAAUUAUAGAUUUUGAGUCAAAAUAUUUUACUAACAAUUUAUGACAUAAUCAAACAAUUAUUAGGAAAUAUUGAUAUCUUUUUACCUGUAAUUAUAUAUAUAUUAAUGAAUGAAAUAAUAUUUAGGAGUAACUGACAAAAAUUCAGUUAAAAUCAACUAAUCAUUAAUUAACAAGUAUUUCGAUGUGAGACCAACUUUUGAACUGACAAUUAGAAACAAUAAUUCUUUAUUUAUAUUUAUAAAUACAUAUAACAUAUGCCA
This is a messenger RNA of Medioppia subpectinata, 4189 nucleotides long. The record is from the annotation of a GenBank genome assembly. Lineage: Eukaryota; Metazoa; Arthropoda; Arachnida; Sarcoptiformes; Oppiidae.